AUGCCUGAAAUUGCUGAAGUCGCCCGGUGCGUGCACUUCCUGCGCCAACAUCUCCUGGGGAAGAAGAUCGCCAAGGUCUCUGCCCCGGAUGAUGCCAAUGUCUUUGGGAAGGUCGGGACCAGUGGUCCGGCAUUCGAGAAGGCCGUGAAAGGACGCAAGGUCGUAUCAGUAGGGAGUCAAGGAAAGUACUUUUGGUAUGUCGCCGUUGCUGCCUUAUAG
Molecule: messenger RNA, 219 nt
Organism: Colletotrichum spaethianum
Lineage: Eukaryota; Fungi; Ascomycota; Sordariomycetes; Glomerellales; Glomerellaceae
Exons: 2
Coding region: 1-219 (72 amino acids)
Biological process (GO): base-excision repair
Molecular function (GO): DNA N-glycosylase activity; DNA-(apurinic or apyrimidinic site) endonuclease activity; zinc ion binding
Source: RefSeq, a predicted model, not a curated record